This is a messenger RNA of Oikopleura dioica, 1938 nucleotides long. NCBI's taxonomy places the organism in Eukaryota, Metazoa, Chordata, Appendicularia, Copelata, Oikopleuridae. The record is from the annotation of a GenBank genome assembly.
AUGAAGAUCAGCAUUUUUUCUUCCUUUCUCGGCGUUCACUCAAGUGCGAAGGUUUCUGGAGUAAAAGGAAAAGAAGUCAGAUGCGAUGUUGAAAAUAUUCUUGCGGAAAUAUUCGAAAACGAAGGCGAUAGAAAAUCAGGAAUAAAGCGCCUUCUACGAGGCUAUAAAGUCAGGCCGGACAAGGAACACAAGAAUCCCUCUUCCUUCAGGCUGAAAAAGCAAGAAUUAAUAAAUUGGGAACCAAAAAAGGGGGCAGCAAUCGCGCAUGUGCGCUGUAUCUAUCAGCCGGACUUUAGAACAAAGAUAAAAUGCUUAGCAGAUGGCAGAGCAGUCCUUGAAGGAGAAAUACCAAAGUGUGAGCGAGGCUGCCAAGUCUCUCAGCUCGGACUUUUCUCCGAAAAUUCUUCUGAUGGAUCUUGCUCUGCACCAAUAUCUGGAAUCGAGCCUCAAGGAAGCCGCUGCAAAAGAAGAUGCAUCAAGAACUCAUCAAUAGAAACUUCAAAGCCGAUCUUCUGCGCGUGCAAUGACAAAUUUUGCAAAUACACAGUUGCUCAUCAGGGCAGAGACUUGCCCUUCAACCCUGAGCCGUUGAAUAAACUCUGCGAGGAAAAUCAAAACGAUGAACGACCUUCAGAACCUCGCCGGGGAAAAGAAAAGAUGCGAAGUCAUUCUGUUGGUUUCAGCAGUCACAUGCAACUUGAUGCCGUUUCGGGAAGUUUUACAGAAGAAAAAGAAAAAGAAUGCCGCUCGUAUUACACUGGUGAAUUCGACUCAGGGAGUGGUUCCGAAAUUGAAAUCUACCGAAAUACGACAAGAGAUACAGUUUUGGAAAUCAUGUUACAGGAUGCUGGAGCUUACGAGAUGGAGAAAGACUCGAUGAGCGGCUGGUUUAGGGAAGAUUUACUCGGUGAUCCGGUAGACGACAUAAACAGUCUUGCUUCAAAGGUUACACGAAAUUCUAACAGAUACAAUUUCCACGAAACACUUGGCGAGACAGGCGCGAAAAUCUCAGAUGAAGAAGAAGUUAUAAGCUUUACGCGGACAUUCUCCGAUAGAUAUUUCGAUUCUCCCGUUAAUUUUAAAUGCAGCUAUCAAAAGAAAACAAUUCUAUCUCGAGAAAGAGACAUAUAUCAUCAAAAUACUGUCGAGACAACAGAAAUCUGGAAAGACUUCCGAAUCGACUUCACUUCGCGUCCUCAAAGACUAGGAGACAGAAUCGGAGUCGGGAUACGGUGGAAUUCACCACCGAGUAAAGUUGACGUACGAUUCCAUCCUGUAACAUGCUUCGUUCCUGUUGGCGAAAGCAAAUUUCCUGUCGUAGAAAAUUCCUGCUACGCGGAGCCAGUUAAGACUUUUCCGUCUUCUGAUGUUCAAAUUUGGUCAAAAGAGAAAUUUUCGUUCUCCUUCCAGAGCUUUACUUUUAGCGACAGUACCGAGUUCGAGUUUACUGAGAAGGUAAUUUGCGACAUUGAAUUCUGCCUUGGUUCCAACUGCACCAUCAACACAUCCUGCCCGCGAUUUUAUACUUCGCCUCUUAGAGAGCUUAAGGAUGCAGUCGACGAUUCAAGAUAUGAGUACAAGUUGAUUUUCAUGACUGUUCCGCAUUGCAUGAAAUGCAAAAGUGUGAAGAAAAAGUUUUUAAAAUGGCCGCAACAGCAUGGAUACGAUAAUGUCAAAUACAUCGUAUUCUGCGCAGAGACUGUUUCAAAAGGACGUGAUUGGGUCGUCAACGCCGGGCCAAAGGAACUUGAAUAUGUUAACUUUCCUUACUGGCUUUACUGGAAAGGAGGACUAAAAGGAGAAGCGCUGUACAACAUGAGCUCUGGAAUCACAGCUCUUGCUGAAGAACGACUUUCAGAUCUCAUCACAGUGCGAGUGGAUACAGAAACUCAAAAACACUACGGAGGUGGUUCUUGCUACACUCGAAAAGCAGAGUAG